This is a messenger RNA of Carcharodon carcharias (great white shark), 4423 nucleotides long. RefSeq names its product activating transcription factor 6 (gene atf6). NCBI's taxonomy places the organism in Eukaryota, Metazoa, Chordata, Chondrichthyes, Lamniformes, Lamnidae. The transcript is spliced from 16 exons. Gene Ontology annotation, molecular function: RNA polymerase II cis-regulatory region sequence-specific DNA binding; DNA-binding transcription factor activity, RNA polymerase II-specific. The coding region runs from base 236 to 2215 and encodes 659 amino acids. Gene Ontology annotation, biological process: endoplasmic reticulum unfolded protein response; regulation of transcription by RNA polymerase II. The record is from RefSeq and is a predicted model, not a curated record. Gene Ontology annotation, cellular component: nucleus.
GCUCGCGGACGGAGACGCUCAAAAGCCAAACCCGGUAGAGGGAGAAAAGAGAGUGUGACAGGAACCGGGGAUGGACUGACAGAGAAUGUGAACGAAACCGGGAGAGAGAGAGAGAGAGAGACCGGGAUAGAUGGACAGAGAGAGCGCUACGGAGAGAGAGAAACGAGGAUAGAGAGAGAGAGAGGGAGAGGGAGAGAGCAGGAAACCGGGAGCCAGUCAGAGUCGGGACAGGGACAUGGCCGCCGAGCUGAGCGAGUGGUCGAACCUGGCCGGGAGCGACACGGGCAGCGGGUCCUGGGACCUGGAGCGGGACUGGGAAUCUUUUCUGUUUGAAGAACUGAAUGAUUCCAGUGAUAUGCUUGAGGCUUUGAAAAAUCCUUUUGACAUGGGCAUGGAAAUUGACUUCAGUUUGGAAUUCACACCUUGGGAUGAUGAUCCGUGGGGACCAACAUACAGCUUGUCUCCAGAUGCACAAAUCAUGUCCGAACCUCAAUCUCCAGCUUCGAGCUGUUCAGUGCCUUCUGCAGAUUUAAGUUUGCAACAUGAAGAGUUGAUCUACUCCUUAUCAUGUCAAUCUUCCCCAGUUUCGCCAUGUAGUAAGACCAGUGAGUGUUCUUCUCCAGUACGACAAUUAAAUGCCAAGAGCUCCCCUGAAGUAAAACCUGAUGAAUUAGUACCAGUGAAUGUCACUUCAAAUGUAUCUAAACAGAAACCUAUUCAACCGAAGCCCAUCAUCAUUCCUGCUUUAUCUGUGUCACAGCCUAGUCCAACACUAACUGGGAAAACCAUAAUAAUCCAACCAGUUCAAAAUGUGGUGUCUGUCUUAAAACAACAACCAAUAAAAAUCUGUCCAGCUCCUGCUGGUCAGCCUGUUGUGGUUCCUCAGCCUGCCGUGGUACAGAUUCAGUCCCAAGGUCUUCCUGCUUCCCAACAAGUUAUGAACAUUGCUGGUGGAGCUAACCGCAUCAGCACUGUUCCAGUGAGAGUGCUGACACCUGCAAACAGAAGCAUGAUCAAUGGAAAAGCUCCAAUGGCAAAAGCUGUCAUCUCAACACGUCCACCAACUGGAGUCAGCAACAAGAAGCCAGAUGUAAAUGCACAAAGACGACAGGAAAGAAUGAUUAAGAACCGUGAAUCAGCAUGCUUGUCCCGGAGGAAGAAGAAGGAGUAUCUUCUGAACCUAGAGCACAGGCUGAAGUCUGCACUGGUUGAAAAUACAAAGCUUAAGAAUGAAAAUGGUUCUCUUCAAAAACAGCUCCAGGAGCUGAUGUCAGAGAAUCAGCAACUAAAAGUUACUGCUCCAAAACGAAGAGCUGUGUGUGCCAUGGUAUUGCUGGCGUUUAUAGCACUCAGUUAUGGCCCUGCAAGCAUUUGGGAGAGAAAUUCCAGUGCACUGCAGCCCAGUGCUGGCUCUGCCACCCACAGUCGACAUCUGUUGGGAUUUUCUGAUGGAAAUGGAGGUGGAGGCUUUCAGGAAGCAACUGAAAAAAUUACUGCAGACAAUUACAGAAAUGGGAUUUCAAUCUCAGAAAAAAAAGACCUGAUGGUGGUGAAGAAGGAACCUCUUCUCUUUGUCCAACGGGCAUGUCAACCACAAGUUAAUAGGACUGAAUCACUUAGGCUAGCUGAUGAACUCCGUGGGUGGGUCCAUCGACAUGAAGUAGUCAGAGUCAAAUUGAGAAAAGGAUCCAAAAUGCUUCAUAAAAUACGAACUGUGUUGAAACCUGCAGAUGAGAAGACUGAUGUAGCCCAGUAUAUUACAAGGAAGUACACAGCCAUUGAUGAGAAAAACCCGGGGAGUGAAUUACAGGUGUACUAUGCUCCAGACAAACGUUACCCUGAUUUCUUUGAAGCCAUUCGUAGGAGAGGGGAUACGUUCUAUUUGAUAUCAUUUCGACGAGAUCAUCUUUUGCUGCCAGCUAUCACCCAUAAUAAGACAACCAGACCGAAAAUGUCUCUUGUAUUACCAGCAAUGAAGAUGGAUGAAAGUUUAAUCAAUGAACCAAAAGAUCAUGAGGUGAUGAUGCAGAUUGAUUGUGAGGUGAUGGCCACCAGAAUCAUUCACAUAAAGUCAUCAUCUAUCCCCGCCUUUCUACGAGAGCACCGGGAAAACCACACGGAUUCGUACCAGCGUCCAUCACCUGCACCUACCCACACGGCACCUCCCAUCAUCACAGAGUCUGCCCAAGUAAAUGGGUUCAAACUUUACCAAUAGUGCUUGGCUAAAACCAUACAAUAUUUUGAAUCACUGCACUGUUACCCACAGGGUCACAGGGCCAAGUUUGAAUCCAAGGUGGGCAUGUGAUCCAAUUUUUGUCCAACUUAAAAAAAAAACAAAAUGAUUGGAGAGAGAAUUUUUUUAAAAUUUGAUAUAACCUAAGCUGAUGCAGUAAGACUUAACCCAACCUAAUUUGUUUUGAUCUUAGAUGACUCUGAUUAUCUGCAACUAACAUUUACAGCAGUUUCACUUUGGUCUGCUGGAAACAAAAUUCUUGCUUUGAACAGAUUUUGAUUAUGAAAUGUCACAAUCAAUGGCUUUGGGAGAUGAAAUGUUUAGAGUGAAAACCAACCAUAGCCCAUUCAGCAAAAGCAGUAGUCCUAAGCAUUCUUAAUCUUCCUUCACAAAAUUGCUGUUACCAGAGCAAGCACAUCUGCACAGUGAAACCUUGAGGCAUCAGUGUGCUUUGUAAUCAAAAUAUAGAAUGACUACAUAAAAUGAGCAUUCAUGUAAUUUCUCAAAAAAUUGUAACAUUCAAAAACCACUAGAGAGCUUAUUUUCCUUUAAUUCCACUAAUCCAUUAGCCAUUUUUGGAAAAGGAACAUCAAUGUUCAAGCUAUGAAUCCUUUUGCUUUUACUGAUUCAAAAAGCAGCAGUCCAGAGCUUAGGCUUGUUUUGCUUUUGAUUCUUGUUCCUUGUGUCUUUUUCUGAAAAGUUCAUUUUUAAUGCUUUUGGGCAGCGUGUCUGUUCCACAAAGGCCAAACCUGUGAUUGUAUCAACUAAGAAAUAUGCUUAAUCGUCUGAAUGAGCCCACCCACAACAGUGAAAAGUACAGUGAAGCGCAUUUGUGUCAGCAAUGAUAUGACCAAAUUCUUGAAAAGAUUAUUGUGGAAAAUAUUUGUGGAAGAUUCAGGUCUAUUCAACACUGGACACAUAUUAUCCUCUUACCACUUCCUAUCUCUAAAGCAUAGGCCCAGGCUCCUAAAGACCUCAGAUACAUUGUCCAAGUUGCUUUAAUUGUUGUUUAAGUGCAAGCCUGUGCACAGUGAGUCCAGGUUAGUUGUCCAUGUUGACUCCCCACAACCAAGGCCAUUCCUGCAUGAUAUGAUGUCUCGCUACCAGCAGCAGCUCCUGAAUUUACGAUCAGAAGCAGGAAUCCUGAUUUACUUUUCUUUUUCACAUUGAGCCCAGCAAUGAUGCAGUAAUGUUAUCAUUAUCCACCACUGACCAGGCUGAUGUGAACAACUCUGCCUCACUGGUCAAGAAUCAGACCUAUGUCUCUUGGCUCAGUAGAGUAGCAUAUUUUAAUGCAGUUUGUGAUCAAUUAAAUUUGAGUUCGAAUCAACCAUUUCCAUGAUUGUUCUUGUCAAGACUCAGCAGUUCAGUGCAUUGUUCUUCUGCAAUCAGAUGCAAACUGAGAUACCCAGUUUUGGGCAUUUUGGCCAGUUCACUGGAGUUUCUCAGCUGCAUUAUAAUCAAACAGCAGGUGUGCUUGAAGGAUGCUCAUUUUUUGUCCAAUUAUCUAAAUUGAGCAAUCCCCACUAUCACCCAGAACUCCACCCAGCAAACCGAGUCAGUCUAUUCCAGUGACACCGGUUGCCUCUAUCAGUAAAUAACCUGUUAACAUUGAAGCUGCUUAUUCCAACGACAAAGAACAUUGUUCUUCCUUUCUUGUUCAGAAAUGUAACCCAGGGCUGUUCAGAGUGCAGCCUGAGAAAGCUGAUUGUGUUGUACUAAGUUGAGGGUCUUAUUUGUUUCUUUCCAAUAGCUCAGAAUUGUGAUUUUUUUUUAAAGUUGCACCUAGAAGUUCUAUGUUCAUGCUUUCCUCAUUUAUAUAAUUUAUUUUGAGAUUCAAGUUUUUCAGCUCCUUCAGGAGAGGCUGUGAAGUUGAGAAUGUUUCUGUGCUUUAUUAAAGUUUAUUGUUUGUCAUCUGUUCAAGUAAUUUAUGUACACAUUUGCGAUAUACACCUUUAAAUUCAAUGUUCUGUGGUAAAUGUUAUGACAUUUUUAUAACUUGUUAGUGAAUUUAAGUUUACUUUUGCUUUUGAUGAGUGCAACACAAAAGGACAAUGUACCGUGGUACUCCUGUCCACCACCGUGAUCUAUUAAGACUAAAAAGGGGCUAUAAUGUCUUGUCUGCACAAUGAUAUUAACAUUCAAAAAGACUCCAGAUUGUCCACAGCAGGAGUAAACGUCUUUAGAAGA